Caretta caretta (loggerhead turtle) is the source of this 1056-nucleotide messenger RNA. RefSeq names its product RNA polymerase II subunit D (gene POLR2D). Gene Ontology annotation, cellular component: RNA polymerase complex. Lineage: Eukaryota; Metazoa; Chordata; Testudines; Cheloniidae. Gene Ontology annotation, molecular function: nucleotide binding. The record is from RefSeq and is a predicted model, not a curated record. Gene Ontology annotation, biological process: DNA-templated transcription initiation.
CUGGGCGCGCAGCCGCGAGGCAGGAGGAGGGCGGGGGCUCGCGGCUGCCUUCGCUUCCGGCGGGGAAGCCGGUGCCGGCUGGAGCGAUGGCGGCCGGAGGCGGCGAGGCCCGGGUCGCGGACGUGGAGGAGGACGCCUCGCAGCUCGUCUUCCCCAAAGAAUUUGAAACUGCUGAGACGCUUCUAAAUUCAGAAGUGCACAUGCUUCUUGAGCAUCGUAAACAACAGAAUGAGAGUGCUGAGGAUGAGCAGGAGCUUUCGGAAGUCUUCAUGAAAACUCUGAACUACACGGCUCGCUUCAGCCGCUUCAAAAACCGGGAGACCAUUGCCAGCGUCCGCAGUUUGUUGCUCCAGAAAAAGCUCCAUAAAUUUGAAUUGGCGUGUUUGGCUAAUUUGUGUCCUGAGACAGCUGAGGAGGCCAAGGCUUUGAUUCCCAGCCUAGAGGGCCGGUUUGAAGAUGAGGAGCUACAGCAGAUUCUUGAUGACAUUCAGACCAAACGAAGCUUCCAGUACUAGGGCUAAUUACUAGCCCUUAUUAUGAAAAGAAAGAUCAGAGAAUUUCAAAUGUUUCUGUGCACACCAGUCCAAUCUAGCUAGCUCCAGGACAGAGUAAAGAGAGUUCUUGAUGCACAGUACUUCAGCCUUGGGUCCCGCACAGACAUGUUUAAACUGGGGACCACUCUUUGACUUGUUGGAAACUGUAAACUUGACAAAGACUCAUUUGCAGUGAGAGCCAUGGAAUCUUGUAAACUCCUGUCUCGGUGGUUUCGGUACCUGUUUCCCCCAACUCUCUGUCCCUACCAGGGGAAUCUUCAAAGUGUUUUACAUUACAGGGUCUAGGAUAAGCGUGGUGUGAUUCUUCUUUCUUAUGAACUCCAGUUACCUAAGGUGGAGAAAUUUUGUUCCCACUGGUUGUUGGAAAUCCUAAUAGUUUGUAGAAUCAGGGCUAAUAAGAUUCUGAGUGUCUUUUGAAAUGUUUUUUUUAAGAAAAUAUUUUUUUCCUCCUUCAAGAGUGUAUAUUUGUUCAGUUUGAAUUAAAAUGUGAUGUUUCUUAUUA